Messenger RNA from Saprolegnia parasitica CBS 223.65, 5361 nucleotides. RefSeq lists its product as hypothetical. The record is from RefSeq and is a predicted model, not a curated record. Gene Ontology annotation, molecular function: structural constituent of nuclear pore. NCBI's taxonomy places the organism in Eukaryota, Oomycota, Saprolegniomycetes, Saprolegniales, Saprolegniaceae. The annotation marks the transcript as partial. Gene Ontology annotation, biological process: RNA export from nucleus; post-transcriptional tethering of RNA polymerase II gene DNA at nuclear periphery; protein import into nucleus. Gene Ontology annotation, cellular component: nuclear pore; nuclear pore cytoplasmic filaments. The transcript has a single exon.
GAUGGCGUUCAGAGGGUUUACGCAGCCCGCGACCGGCGGCUUUGGCUUCGGCGCGCCCGCGCAGCCCGCGACCGGCUUUGGCGCGACGCAACCUUCGACUGGCUUUGGCGGCUUUGGCGCUGCGCCCGCGACCGGCGCGGCCUCUCCGUUCGGCGCUGCCCCGGCGGCCGCGUCGCCCUUUGGUGGCGGUGCCAACUCGUCGCCGGCCUUUGGCACGUCCAGCACCUUUGGCGCGAGCACGACAAACGCGUUCGGAGCGCCUGCCGCGACGUCGGCCUUUGGCAACACAUCGGCGGGCACGAACGUCGGCUUUGGCGGCUUUGGCGCCGCGCCCCAGCAACAACAACAAACAUCGGCCUUUGGCGCUGCCGCGGCCCCGGCCGCGAGCCCGUUCGGCCCGACGCCGACGACCUCCACCGCCGCCGCGAGUCCGUUUGGCGGUGGCAUGUUUGGCGCUGCCGCCCCCAAGCCUGCGUUCGGGACGGGCGGUUUCGGCAGCACGACGACGACCAGCACGUUCGGCGCGACCUCGGCCCCCGGUGCAUUUGGCGCGCCUGCGCAGCAGACGUCGGCCUUUGGUGCACCGGCGUCGACGGGCUUUGGCGCGACCACUGGCUUUGGCGCGCAGCAAUCGAAUGGCUUUGGCGCGGCCCCGAGCGCCUUUGGAGCCCCCGCGCAGCAAACGUCGGCCUUUGGAGGCGCGGCUGCGAGCCCAUUUGGCGCUGCGCCUGCGACGACGUCGGCCUUUGGCGCUGCGCCCACAUCUGCGUUUGGCGGCGGUGGCUUUGGCGCCCAGGCCAACAGCGCGCCGCAGUGCGGUACGGGCAACCCGCCGUACGUUACGUCGUCCGAGCAAGAGGCCGAGAAGAACAAGCCCGCGACGACGGUCCACUUCCAGUCGAUCUCCAAGAUGCCGCAGUACCAGCACAAGUCGGUGGAGGAGCUCCGAUGGGAAGACUACCUCAAGCGCACCGACCCCGCUGCCGCGCAGCAACAGGCCAACUUGGUGCCCAACACGGGCGCUGCCGCUCCGACGACGACGACGACGACCACGGGCUUUGGUGGUUUCGGCGCAGCGACAACGACCGCGCCCGGCGCGUUUGGUGCCAAGCCGCCGCUCGGUGGCGGUGGCUUUGGUAGCACGACCACGUCUGCGUUUGGCGCCGCACCGUCGACCGGCUUUGGCUCGCAGCAGACGUCGGCCUUCGGAGCGCAACCGGCGGCGCCGUCGGCAUUCGGUACCGGCGGCUUCGGGUCGCAGCAGCCGGCGACCGGCGGGUUUGGCUCGACGACCACGAACAGCAUGUUUGGCGGUGCGACGACGUCGGCCUUUGGUGCGCAGCCGGCGCAGCAGCAGCAGCCGACGUCGGCGUUCGGAGGUUUCGGCGCCAACACGAACACGAAUACGACGACAUCGGGCUUUGGCACUGCGUCGCCCGGCGGUGCGUUUGGCGCCGGUGGCUUUGGGUCGCAGCAACCGGCAACCGGCGGCUUUGGCUCGACAACGACGACGACGGCCGGUGCUUUUGGCGGGUUUGGCCAAGCGUCGACGACCGCGCCGGCGCAAACCAAUAAUGCGUUUGGGGGCAGCAACAACGCGUUCAGCUUUGCCAAGCCGUCGACGCCGGCGGCCGGUGCAUUUGGCUCGGCGCCGAGUGCGGGUGGCUUUAGCUUUGGCGCGACGCCGUCCACGGCGCCGGCGACGGGCGGGCUCUUUGGCGCCUCGAGUUCGACCAACACGACCACAAGUGGUUUUGGCUCGUUCGGCGCGACCAAGCCGCAGACAUCGACGUUCGGUGGCUUUGGCGCGACGACGACGACGACGCCGGCCACCGGUGGCUUUGGCGCACCGACGACGGGCACCUCGAUGUUUGGCGGCGCCUCGGGGUCCACGACACCGGCUCCGUUUAGCUUUGGCGGCAGCAACACCGGCACCACCGGCUUUGGAUCGACCACCGGCACGAGUCUCUUCAACAAGCCCGCGGCCACGGGCGGCGCGACGUCGGCAUUUGGCUCGUCGCUUUUCUCGGCACCGGGCGGUGGCUUUGGCGCGCCCAACCAAACGGCGUCGACCGGCGGCUUUGGCCAGCCGGCGGCCCCCGCGGCUCCGACGACGCUUGUCGCGGGCCACGACUCGAACCCGUACGGCGCCGGUUCGUUUGGCGCGGGCCUCAUUGAGCAGCAGAUCAAGACGACGCUGACGCUGCCUGUGCCCAACGCGAUGCCGCGCGCCAAGGCCGUCGACGCGGUCGAGUACCAGCGCCCGUCGUCGCUCGUGCGCCCGGUCGCGACCGUCCCGACGUUUUUAAGUGUGCCCAAGACGACGGUGUCGGCGCCGACGCCCGCGCGCCGCCUGCUCGACGACACGGCCAGUGCACCGGCCGCCGACUUUAGCUUUGCGACGACCAAGUUCAAGAGCAUUGCGACCAAGCAACUCAACAUUGACACGCCGCCGAAAGUGCGCCGGGUGCCGCCGCCGACGACCGCGCCGCAUGUGAUUCCGGCCGAGACCGAGGCGUCGUCGGCGACGGCGACCGUGUCGCUUUCCAUCUCGCUGCCGUCCAAGACAACGCUCGAGCUCGUCGUCGACAGCCUCGCGACCGGUGCCGACGUCCGCGCGCUCAUUGGCGAAAAAGCCGGUCUCACCGGCGCCUUUGACGUGCAGUUUGACGGAACGCCGAUCAACGCGUCGAUGACGGCGGCGUCGUUCGUACACGGGUCGCUCGAGGUCGUGGCCGCCCAGCCGUUUGUGAGUUUUGACUCGUUUUACAAGUCGGCGACGAGCGCGUCGACGUCGGAGUUUGCGUCGCCGGCCGAGAACCCGUUGGCGCCGACGCUGACGAAAGAAGGCUACUACACGAUGCCGGACCUGGCGCUUCUUCGCACGAUGACGACCAAGGAGCUCCAGAGCGUCGACAACUUUGCGGUCGGCUGCAAGGGCCUCGGGUGCGUGCAGUGGUACGGCGCGACGGACGUGACCAACCUCAACUUGGACGAUCUCGUCUUGUUUUCGACGCGGGAGGUGGUCGUGUAUCCGGACGAAGACAACAAGCACGCGCUGGGCAGUGGCCUCAACCGGCCCGCGCUCGUCGAGCUCCUCCAGGUGUACCCGCCGACGCAGGACGCCAAGCGUGAAAAGUACAUUGAGCGCGUCAUUGCGCGCACCGAAACCAUGGACGCGACGCACGUCGACUACAACCCGGACGCGGGCGUGUGGAAGUUCCGCGUCGAGCACUUUAGCCGGUACGGCCUCGACGACGACGAGAGCGACGACGAUGCGACGGCCACGACCGACGCCACGGGGUUGCAGCAGGUCGCGACGCAGCUGCAGCUCAACCCGCACCGGUUGCACGAACUCUCGGCCUUGUAUCUGCCGUCGGAACCGGAGAAGAUCGUGACGCCGGUCCCGACGCUCUCGGCCAGUCGCCUCGCGGUCGUCGAACCGGUUCCUGCGACGCCGUCGGCACCCGUGCCCCGGUCGCUCACCGUGUACCCCGUGGUGACGCCGUCGACGUCGACGCUCCUUGGCCUCUGGAACGCGCCGCUCAAGUCGCUCGACCUUGGUAUCUUUCUCGGGCGGUCGUUUCGCGCGUCGUUUGGGCCGCAGGGCCAACUUGUGACGACGCACGCGGCGCAGCGGGUCUCGAUCUACACCCGGACGCCGGCGACGGGGACGGCCCUUCUGGCGGCGCACCGCAGCGUCAGUCGCCAAGACCCCGUGUCGUUCCACAUGACGCUGCCGGCCGACGUGUCGGGGCUCCUCUCCGGGUUUACAUCGGCGGCGACGGGCCACGACGGUCUCCUCUGGGGUCUCGUGGCGGCCUUGUACGGCCAAGAGUCGUCGUCGUCGUCGGGUGCUACGGCCCCAUACUUGGCUCCGAUCUCGAAUGCGCCGUUGUCCUUGAACGAUCUCGCGACGUCGGACCGUCGCCACGCGUAUCUCUCGCAGUGGUUUGAAAAGGCCGUGGCGCGCCCGACGUCGUCGUCCUUGCCGUCGCUCCACAACGUGCUCUCGCUCUUGUGCCAGCACCGCCUCGUGGAGGCUGCGACGAUGGCCGCGUCGCUCGGCAACUUUCGCUUGGCGACGCUGAUUGCACAAGCCUCGACGCACCGGGACGGGGACUUUCGCGCCGCGCUCUUGCAGCAGCUCGAAGCGUGGGCGACGACGGAGGCGCUUCAGUUUAUGGAGCCCGAGCUCGCGUGGAUCUACUCGCUCUUGGCCGGCUCGUUUGCAGUCGUGACGCAGCGUCUGUCGCACCUCGACUGGCUCCAAUCGCUCGCGAUCGUGUUUUGGUUUGCCCAAGGCCCGCAGUCGCUUGCGUCUGCGGUCGAUACGUUCACGCGCGCGGUUGCGGCCCAGCAGUGCAAGCCGCCGCUCCUCCAUCUCAAGGCGGACCCGAUCAUGGAGCUCUUGGACGUUGCGGUCGGCGCGAAAGCGUCCUUGGUCCCGCUGCUCAACGUGCUCGAGCCCGACGCGGCGUGGCACCUCUAUCACGUCCUCUCGCAUGUGCCCGGUCAGUCGCUGUGCCUGUCGCCCAAGCAAGCCGCGCUUCUCACGUCCAACUAUAUCUCGACGCUCAUCGACGCGGGGCGUGUCACGGACGCCAUCUACGUCGGCUUGACGAUCCACGAUGUUCGUGCGCGCAAGGCCACGGUGCUCUCGCUCCUGCACACGGCGGCGGCCAAGGACGGUGCCUUAACGUCGCUCCAAGGCCUCGUGCCAACCGAGUGGUUUCACGAUGCGAUGGCAACCACCGCGAUGGCGACGGCCGCGUACGCGUCGGCGGUCGACCACUACAUGCUUGCGGGCAACUUUGACCACGCGCACCGCGUGCUCAUGCUCCACGUGGCGAUUCCCCGCCUCUUCCGGGGCGAGACGGCCGAGCUCGGCAGCACGCUCCAGGCGCUCGAGCCGCACCAAGCGGCGAUGCCUCUCUGGGCCCGGUACGGCGCCGUCGUGCUGAGCUACCUCCGGCUCCGCGAGAGCCCGCACAUUGCAACGCGCCACGUGGUGCUGAGCGUCUGCCGCAAGCUCAAAGAGUGGCAAAUGCAGCCGCUGGCGCACCUCGGGCACGAGCACGCACUCAUCGAGCGCGCUGUCUUGGCCAAUAUGCUCACGUACAUGACGUCGACGGCGGUCGCGCUCGAGCAGGCGUUGGAUGCGUCGGCGUCCGGGCAGUGGCUCAAUCAGCUGCAGGGCUACGUGCAAGCCGACUGCUUUGGCGAAGGCUUCCGCGCCACGAGCCUCAUGCACGUCAGCGCGUCGCUCGUCGAGUAGACAAAAGAAGAUCGUCGUCGAACUAUCUAUCGGUCCCGUCAUUUCCCUCCCCUUCCAAAUGAAUUGCGAUACCUGCGUAUUUG